GCCUGAAAUGAUCGAGCGUCGUGAUCCAUGUCUGACUAGAAAAAUCAUAAAUCAUCAUCGGAAUUUCCAAGUUUUCAGAAAAAAAAGGCGAAUGAAAGUUUAGUUUCCUCACGAGUGUUUACAUCGAGAUAUCUUUAUCAGCGAUAUUUAUAUAUACUUUGUAGUGUCGCAUCGUGUAUAACACGUGAACAUGUAUCGGUAAAAAGGUAUGGCUACAUGUUUACGUUGUGUACCAAAACAUCGAUGACCUUGAAGGUGGGAUAGUCACGUGAUCUUGUUAUGAGGAAACGAUUGGUCGAGAAACCGAGACGAAUAUAGUGUCUAUUGCGUUGUGCAUGCUCCGCGUAAUAGGUCCUGUAUUCUGCAUCCGAUAGGCCAAAGGCAAAGCGCGGCAAGGAGCGGUCGAGUGAGCGACUGAGUGAGCGAAAGGAAGAGAAGAAAAGAGAAAAAGUGAGGGUGAGAAAGCGGUAGAAUCAUUGGAACGAAAUAGAGAGGGAGAGAGAGAAGCGCGAGAGACAACAAGAGCAAACGAGGACGAGGUGGUGAAGAGGAAGAGGUGGCGAGAAGAGAGAACAAUUAAAGGCUAAGACGCGCGACGGCAACGGCGACGAAGACAACAACGACAACGACGACGACAAACGGACGAACGACGAACGCAACGAGGACAACAACGACGACGACGACGACGACAACGACGACGACGACGACGACGACGACGCGACGACAACGAAGAAGAAGAAGACGGAGUGUGCCGCCGUUCGCUCGUACGUCCGUGUGUGUGCGCGCGCGUUGGUCGCUAGUGUUGUGUCCAAGAUGAAGUCCGACUCUAAACCUUUGUUGACAGCUCAAGCGGAAAAGGCGAAUCAUUACACAUACUUGAAGGAAUUUCGCGUCGAACAAUGUCCCCUCUUUAUACAGCGCAAAUGUACACAGCACCGUCCCUUCACGUGCUUCAACUGGCACUUUAUGAACCAGCGGAGGCGCAGACCGGUGAGAAAGAGGGACCGCACCUUCAACUAUAGUGCUGAUAAUUAUUGUACCAAGUACGACGAGACCACCGGUAUAUGCCCGGACGGAGAUGAGUGCCCAUUUUUACAUCGUACUGCUGGCGACACUGAGAGACGUUACCAUCUGCGUUAUUACAAAACAUGCAUGUGUGUUCAUGAUACGGACACACGUGGGUUUUGUGUUAAAAAUGGACCUCACUGUGCCUUUGCGCAUGGCAAUCAUGAUCUACGACCACCUGUGUAUGAUAUCAAAGAAAUACAGGCAUUGGAAAAUCCAGAUACAGAUCCUAAUUCUUCGUCCAAUGGUCCAAACAUCCUUGAUAAGGAACGAAACUUGAUGAAUGAAGAUCCAAAAUGGCAGGACACGAAUUAUGUACUUAGUAAUUAUAAAACAGAACCGUGUAAACGACCUCCAAGACUUUGUCGUCAAGGCUAUGCUUGUCCACAAUACCAUAACAGUAAGGAUAAAAGACGUAGUCCACGAAAAUACAAAUAUAGAUCAACGCCAUGUCCAAAUGUAAAGCAUGGAGAAGAAUGGGGUGAACCAGGAAACUGUGAACAAGGAGAUGCCUGCACAUAUUGUCAUACCCGUACAGAGCAACAAUUCCAUCCUGAAAUUUACAAAUCAACUAAAUGCAAUGAUGUACAACAGGCUGGUUAUUGUCCACGUGGAGUCUUCUGUGCAUUUGCGCAUGUUGACCGUGAGUGUACCCUCAUCAAUCUAUUGCCAACAGAAGAAAUGAGUCUGGCGAGGGACAUGGCGGUACCUAUAGAUUGCGGCACAAAUUUAGCAGAUAUACUCAAUAAUGCUUUACCACCUGAUAAGCGCAGUCAUGACAAGGAUAAACCUCUUAGCGAUAGCAGUAACGGAAGUGGUGAAGUAUCUGAAUCUGCGAGUACUAGUAGUCUUGGUAGUAAUAGUUCACAUAGUAAAGCUCCUGGUGCUCAACUUCAUAAUUCCAGUUCUAACAAUGCUGUGAAUGUUUCUGCCCAACAGAAACUUACUAGUAUACUUUACAAUCCUAGUUCUCUUUUACAAGCUGGUGAAAUAAGAAAACAAAUGGUGGCUAUAGAUAGUGAUCCAUUAUUAACAAAAGCAGAAAAGGCUCAACAAAAGCAAAGUCUGUUUAUCACCUAUAAUUUAAAUGGAACCUUAGGAAGUCAUUCAUUGGCAACAACUGUAUCACCAUUAUCCAAUUCAUUUUAUCCAAACGACACUGUUGAAUCUGUAGUAGGAAACGCAUUAGAUGAAUUACAUUUAGACGAUCCACUAAAUUUAGUAGAAUCAAUUCAUAGGGAUACUAAUUCACCAAUUAGUAAUUCUAUAUCAGCGGGUUUAGCAAGUUCAGGAUUACUUGGUAGUUCAGCUCCAGUAAAUAUCCCUGGGAUGACAGAACGAUCUGUUCUGACAAAUUUUUCUCCAUCUACUUCAAGUCCCCUUCAGCAAUUACAAUCAGCCGGUUUUCUUACUGGACACAGAUUUUCACAUCAAGAUUCCAUAGAAUCGACAAUGCCAUUUAUGAAUCAAGUUUCAGACCCAUUUAGCAAUCACAUUUCUCAACUUAGUAGUUCAGCUUCUAAGCUUAGUGGAUUUAAUAGUAGCCUAUUUGACUUUGCAAGCCAAGGAAUGUCACCAUCUCGUACGCAACCUCUCCCAGCAUCUCCACUGGUUAGUGCAUUCUCCAUUAGUCCAAGUAACACAGGAUCUUUAUCCGAGGUGCAAAGACUCAGAGAAGAAUUGACUUCAAGUCGUGCUCAAUUGGCAACGUGGGAUGAACGAAUCAAUCAAGCUAGGGCAGCUUGUGCAGCAUGGCAAUUAGAAAGUGAAGAAGCUAAAAGAAAAGCAAGUAUUGCUGAACAACAAAGAGAUGAGGCUUUAUUACAAGUAAAAGCACUACGUGUUGAAAAUGAAGCAGCUAGUGGAGGCCCAUAUUUGCAUACGUUAAGAAGAACAAGCGAACUCAGAUCACUUUCAAUCGCAACAUUAAAAUCAAUUCAAUCGCAACUUCGUUCGGAUCUUGAAGAAAUAGAAAAGGUGCUGUACAGAGAAACGGCAGCAAAAUGCAUGGUUUGUGAAGAACAAAAUCGCACUGUCACUCUCUCGCCCUGUAAUCACUACGUGGUCUGUUCAACGUGCGCUCCAAAUCAGCGUGAGUGCCCGUAUUGCCAGACUCCGGUUGUCUCUACAAGUUAGGUCCGAAAUUUUCAUUGGAAUCCUAUUGUUAAUAUUUGCACUUUUUGCUUUUAAAAGGUAUUUCUUCAGAAUACCUUAAUAGUAUAUCAAAAUUUAAUACUCCAAUAUCAUGGAUAUGGAUACAAUACAAAAGCAAAUACAUGCUUUACACUGUUAAUAAUACAUACAUGAAAACUAUAAUAUCACAGUAAUAAUUGACACAACGUAAAUAGUUUUUUUAUCUUACCAAAGUACGUUGAUAUUGCAUGCACAAAAUGUUCCAUGUACAAUAUAUGCAUGAGAACUGUAGUUACAUGAUAUAUUUUUUAAACUAUGACAUUAACAGUAUACUUUUCUUUUAAUAUUACAUCUUCUUUAAAAGAUAUAGAAAUUUUUUCAUUCAGGAGACAGUCCAAUAUAUAUUAUACUAGCAGUGUGCUAGAUGUAGUUGAGAUUUGUAACACAAGUAUAUGUAAUAGUUACAGAACAUUUAAUAUUGAAACAUUGUAAUCACGAUAAUGGACAAAGAUUUGGGACCCUAAAAAUAUAUAUUUGUUUAAAAAAAUAAUAUAAAUAAGCGCAACAAAUAUAUCCCAUUUAGGAUAUCAAUGAAAGGAUUCUUUUCUUAAUGCUGAGCUGUUAUACGUAUGUCGUACAAAAUAAUACUUCUAUUGUAUUUUAAAAUAUGUAUUUAGGGUUUUUCAAUUGACCUGUACUGAUUAUAAUAUUACAAGUAUUAACAAAUUUUAUAUUUUUGGUUGAGGAAGUAUCAAUGAUAAAUGUUAUAUUAGAGUCAUGUAAUACGUAGAUUUUUACAUAUAGCAAAUAAUACAAUUUCUUACAAGAAUAAAAAAUGUAAAAACGGGGCUUUAAAUAUUCGUCUAAAAAAGUACAAGUUAUAAAUGUUUUGCUAUAUUAAAUAUAUCAAUAUUCUUAUUUAACAAGGUUUAAUAACCAUUACUUUCUUUAUUCUUUUUGUCUUCAUAUAAUUUAUAUAUAAUAAAAAAUUACAUUUUAUGAAGAAAUUUUCUAUUUUGGAUACAUUAAAAAAUAGUAAUCUAAUUUUGUAUGAAUGCGCUUUUUUCAUUCAAUUAUGAUAAAAUAUAGUAUAGCAUGUUAUGUUUCAUGCUUUAUCUACGAAAAACGAUAUUUAAAUAGAUAUAUUUAACGUAAUAGUAGUGCGCUCAUUACGAAGAUUGUUAUCACAUUAUUAGUAUAAAGUAGUUAUAAAAAGAAUCAUCUUCUGGUAUGAUUACACUACAAAUAAUGAUUACACUACCAAUAUUCAUUGAACUCAAUUUUGUGUUAUACAUUUUACAUUCUAGCUAUAAGAAUAUUAGGAUAAUACUUAGGAUUUUCCAAUUUAAUCAAAAAUAAUUAAUAUUUAUAAUAGAGAGAGAACAAGUAAAUUGUGACGUACGUGUGACAGCUUAUUGGCAUGAGGUUAAUAAGCAUGCCAACUAGUUUCUCUGUAUAGGACGUGUAAUGCACGUCUACUUACCGGCUCUAUGAACUAUUUCAUUUUUAACGAUCCAGUUGUUAAUCCUCAUGGAAAAUAACUAUACAUUCGUGAUGAAAAAUAAAUUUUGCCUAAGAUAUAUAAAUGACUAGAGUAGAUAGGAUGACAUUAUAAAAUUUUUUCUUCGUAGAUAUAAAAUGUAAUAAUCAAUUUUAAAGACUAUUAUUAUUUAAAGAUUACAAGGUUAUUAUAAAAUAAUUUUAAAUGUAUAAUACCAAUACUAAAAAUUGCACGUUUAAAAGAAUUUUUUUCUUUUUAUUCUCAGCUCGGAUUUUUAUUUUUUAUAGUCAUUAAUUACUCCUUCAUUGCAAAUCAGUACUUUGAUAUUAUUAUAUACCGUUAUUAAUUAAAAUUGAAAAGGGUAUUAUAAUGAAUUUUACUUAAUUAUUUAAUUAUUUAACUUUCAUAAUCAAAUCAAUUGUUGUUUCUUUUCUUCAAUUACAUUCAUAGUUUAGUAUCGAAAAGUGAGGCCAAAAAGAAAUAAAUGUUUUUAUUAGGUGCGUUUUUAUUGCAGAUUAUUGAUAUUCAGAUAUUAUAGGUGUUAUAAAAAUACAAUUUUCUUCUAUGGUAUAAACGGUCUAAAAGUAGUAUUUAAAAAUUAUGAGGGAGUGAAAAAAAUCAAAUAUUUUUUUAUUAACAAAAAUCGCAUUUAUAUGAGAUUAAAAAAUGACAGAAAAAAAUUUACUUAAAAAUAUAAUAGAUAUUUUUUCUAUAGUGGCUAAUGUUUAGUUUUUUUGGACCGUAUAUACCAUGACAUUAUUUGCAAAACACCAUUUGCGAUUCAAUCAAUUUAGCACUAUAAUAAUGCAUUUUCAUUGCGUUUACUUAGUGCAUUCUUUAUAAGUACAAUAAUUUCAAAAUGUAAAAAGUUAUAAUUCAUAUAUUUAUAAUAUAAAGGUUUUGAUUUUUUUAAAUCAAUAUUAGCAUUAUUAAUGUUAUGUAAUUGCAUAUACAUGUGAAAUAUACGUAUAACUGUUAACUUAGAAUAAAUAUCGGAAGAACAGACAAAUUAUUUAUAGAGUACUUAUAAAGAAUGCUAAUCGUCAGCUUUUCGUGAUCGGAACGUUUUCUUCAAGGUUUUUAUGUUUAAGAUAUUGCACCAUUUUCAUGCAAAAUAUUUAAAGAAUUUGCAGCAUUACAAAAGUAUAUAAUAAAUAUAAAUAUAUCACUUUAUUUUGCAUUUUAUAAGGAAAAUUACGGUCGCGUCAAGUUGAAAAUUCUAGGAAAAUUAUUCCUGAAUACAUUUAUGAAUAUAAUAAACAAUUACAAUAUAUACUAUUUUACUUAUAACAAUAAUAUGAAUAAAAUAUAAUUAAUAAAAGCAUAAAUUAUAUUAUGAAAACAACAAAUUUAGCUACAAAAUAGGAUAAUAGGAAAGUAACAAAAUGAAUGAGUAGCUGAUAUUGUGUAUUAAGAAAAACAGUUGAAUAUUUAUAUAUAUACUACUGUCCCGUUUGUUGGUUUCAGUAAUCUUCAAUUUUUCUUGCCUUGUAUAUAUCAGAUUAUAAAAAAAAAAAAAAACCACCAAUAAUAUCAUAUAAAAUGCAGUUAAAUUAUAUAAUUUACAAAAUUCUGAUAAAUCGUAAUUUUUGUAUUUCACAUCUUACAUAAUAUAAUAAUACAAUUUUUAAGAUAUAGAAGUAUAUAUACUAUUUGUACUCAAAAGCUGCAUUUUUCUUUUUAUUUUUAUUUUUAUUUUCUUUUUCUUUCCAUAUAUACAGAUACAAAAUAUUUGAAAAUUAUAUUGUAAUUUCUAUCGUAUUUAUCUAUCACAGUAAUUCUUACUAUUGAAAAUAUAAUAUCUAUUUAAUGCUGGUUUAUUUUCUAAGCUUUAUGUACGCUAAAAAUAUGCGUAUGUGACACAAUAAGUGGCAUUUCAUGAACAAUCUAUUUUUACGUGUGUGUGAUGUAAAAAUACAGUGCACAAUUAAUUCAUUCUUCAAAUUUUCAGCUGCAUUUAAACUUUGAAAUAUGUCAUUUUUGAUAAAAUAUCAUAUAAAUUACUAUCUUUAUACAUUUCUUAUAUAUUGCACAAAAAAAAAACCAACAAUAGGGCAGACAAAAUUAAACAAUAUAUUUUUGACAAAAUACAAUAAUGCAAAUGCAAACGUUACAUACUCUGUUUUGUGCGAAUGAUUCUUCUACUGUUUUAAAAAAAAAUUGGAACAGAACAAUAUUGUGAUAUUUAUUUAUGAACUAGUUGGACAUUUAUAAAUUGCCUGUUAUUUCAUGUGCAAGACGUGUUUAAUAGAAAAGCAGAUGGUUUUUUAACAUAGAGGAAGAAUUAUCUGCACACUCCAGAUAAAAAAAAUACAUAAUCACUAGAAUAUUGUAUAAUAAUAAAUUCUGUAAAAUAGUAGUAUGGAAUACUUAAAAAAGAAAUUUGAUGAUCAAAUUUACCGAAUUUAUGUUAUGUGUAACUAAAAACUACUUGCUAUAAAUUUGUAGCAUUUUUAUUUGCUUGUAAUUUUGAUAUUAAACUAUCAUAUUACCUACCAUGUAACAAUAUUAAUCUGAGAUUAGGCAUAUUUAUUUGCAAAUUCAUUGUGUCCAAUGUUUAUAGAAUUAUUGAAUAUUUAUUUUAUAAUGAAGCAGACAGCAACACAUUCAUGAUUUAAUGUAAAAUGUUUUUUAUUAUGUUUACUGUGUUAUGUGUAUCUGAAAAUUUAUAUUUCUGUCUACCGAGAUAUCACAAAAUUGCUUAGGUAGGGAAUGAUAAUAUUUGUCAUUUCUACGUUUUUCUUAAAAUAUAAAGAAAUUGUAUGUAUUAAGUAUAAUUCAUGUCAAUAGCUAUUUACAUAAUUAAUAUCUAAGCAUUUUUCUGUGAAAUACGAGGUAACAAAUGGCUGUAUUACUGUGAUUAUAUAAUAAUCCUUUGCCUGCAAUUAAACUCAUUCAAUCAGUAUGUUGACAUUUGUGCAAAAUUCAGUGUAUUGUCACGAUAUAUAAACAGACAAAAUUUUUCAAUGUUAUGUACACCAAUUUAAUUUCAUAAUGAUAUGUAUUUUGUAAUUAUUUUCAAAUUAUAUCUAAAAUAUAUCUCUAUAAGAUGUUCCUUUAGAAAUUGGUAAUAUUAAUAUUAAUGAUAGUAUAAAUUAGUUAUAUCAUUUUUUUAUUUUAAUACGGAAAUUGCUUGAAUUUGUGUAACUUUUCAUUUUUAUUCAUUUGCAUAACAUUUUUAUGUAUAAAUUUUAAUUAAUUGACAUAAUAAUACAUUAAUUUUAUAUCAUUUUAAUAAAUUUUAAAGGACUAAUAAAAAUGAUCACAAUAGCAACAAUAUUCUAUUCUUGUAUAUCUUAAUUUAUGUAAAUGUGUGCUGUUAUUAAUCGCUUAGUUCUAUUUAAUUUUGAUGUUAAUUUUUAAAAUUAAUUUGCAAAGCAUCACAGUCAUUUGCAUCCUCAUAUUUUCUCCAAUAAAAUUGGUGUUUAGUAAUAAUUAGUAAAUAACAAAUUAAAAAUUCUUUUUAUUGAAAUUUUAAUUACAACACAAUAUACUUUUUUUGAUAAUAGAUCCGAAUGAAAUAAGCAAAUAAGCAAAUAAAAUAUUAAUGCCGUGCACGAAAAAAUAAACUGUAAACGGUGCCAUUAUGUGUGAGCAGGUUUUUGAAAGUAAUAAUAAAGUUACAUUUUGCGUGAAA
Molecule: messenger RNA, 8336 nt
Organism: Vespula vulgaris
Lineage: Eukaryota; Metazoa; Arthropoda; Insecta; Hymenoptera; Vespidae
Gene: unk
Product: RING finger protein unkempt
Exons: 12
Coding region: 814-3201 (795 amino acids)
Molecular function (GO): metal ion binding
Source: RefSeq, a predicted model, not a curated record